Molecule: messenger RNA, 1995 nt
Organism: Cucurbita moschata (crookneck pumpkin)
Lineage: Eukaryota; Viridiplantae; Streptophyta; Magnoliopsida; Cucurbitales; Cucurbitaceae
Exons: 4
Coding region: 544-1980 (478 amino acids)
Source: RefSeq, a predicted model, not a curated record
AAGGAGCAAAGAAACUUGGACUUGCAAGGAGGCUCUGAAACCAGUUUCGAUCACGAAGAACUAGGUUUGAAGCUCACAUUUCGCCCUCAAAUUUGCAGGAAACAAACAUCAAAUCCUGGCAUGAUAUCAACUACUUCCAUUGCUUACAUGUACAAGAAAAUGUUUUUGAGUAGUUGGCCUCUUAGUUAGGUGUAUAAAUUAUCUAGAUUUGGUUGGAUAAAUGUUGUGAUUCUGAUUAAUUUUAUAACAUAAAUUUUAUUAUAAUUGUCUAAUUAUUAAGUGCAAGUUUGUAGCUUAAAAUUAUUUAACACACAAUUAGUCCAAAAACAAUUAUGAGCCAUCUCAACUUAAAUAAAUAGAAGAAUAAGCAGAGCAGUAGAAGGGGCGUCUACACAUGCGCUGUUACGCAUAACGUCUGUUCAACACCGAAAGAGAACUGAAAAUUUGAAGGAAAACCAAAAGGACGACUCGGGAAGUUCUGCAAGCGGCAGAAACCAUAAAAUUUAUUAUUCUGAAGCUUUGGCCUAUAAUUUAUCAGACAAGAUGGAAGCUGAUGAACUAUAUCUUGAUCUCCUAGCACUGAGGCAACUGUACGUCUUUCUCUUAAAAUGCUGUUUGCGGGAUGCAAAUUCAGAACUUGUGGUGGGUGCAAGGGCAAAGAUUUUAUUCAAGCAUUUGCUCGAUGAUGCCACUACUGGACUUCUCGAGUUUCACUCGAAGACUCUGCCAUUUUACAACUUUUUACGCAAAGAUGAUAAACAGACAAAGCCACUGGACGAGAAAGUUGCUGAAUGGAUGGAACAUAAUCAAACUGCAAGAACGAUGGCAAAUCCAGAGAAGAUUGAACACAAACCAGGAAGGGACAGAGCUUCAGCGUCAAAUGUUGCCGCUAAUGACUUGUCAAGUGGGAUCAGUUCAGCACUCAGAAGAAUUGAACUCCACAUUUUAUCCCUGCAACGUUAUACAAGAAGCCAUAUCAGUGAAACUAAAUUAGCUUACUAUGGGCAGUCUGUUCAUCAGGGGAAUGAGUCAUUAAACCACCAAAAAGUUAAGCCGAUGGUGGCAAACCAUUGUUCCAAGUUCGUGCAUGGAUUCAGAAUACCUCUGACUCAAGACAAGAACGAGGCCAUGAAACAGCACGAACUUGCGCUUCCACCGACUCUGAUGGAUAAAUCAGGAUGUCCAGAAGGAUCCAAGGCAACUGCCAGGCGCGCUAUGAAACUGAAUCGAACUUGGAUACAAGAAAAGAGGAGCAAGAAUUCACGUGGUCGUAUUGUAAUGAGACCAACUUUGUGGCAUAACAAGACCCAUCUGGCUGCCCAGCAAGAAUCAGAAUACACAAACUCAGAAUCAGAAUCAGCACCUUCUUCAAGUCCGGCAACUCGACAAACCAGUGAAAGUGAAACCACUGCUGAUUCUUCUUCUCCCGGUGACCAAUCCAGUCCACCGGCAACUGGUUCAGAGGCAAGUAGCCAGUGCGGAAACAGCAGUAGCAACAUUUCAAGAGAAGCAUUCAAGUUCAGCCAUGGGAAGAAAGAGUCCAAGAAAGCAGUAGGACGGUUCAAGAGUUUAAGAAACAAAUUGGGCCUUAUCUUCCACCACCACCAUCACCAUUACCAUAACGGUCACAACUCCAUGUGGAAGCAAGUAAGAAGGAUGUUCCACCGUACAGGUAAGAAAGAACUAACAAGUAAAGAAGAAAAAAAUGGGAUGCUAAGGAAAACAACAAUCAGAAGUGUGUCUCGGAAUAACCAAGUUGGGAAGUUUCAAGCACUUGCUGAAGGGCUUCGAAGCCAUGUAUGGAAAUCGAAAGCCAUGAAGAAGAAAGAGCAAAGAGGGCUUAACUGUGGGAAGACGAAUGGUGGGAAGAAGCUGCAUUGGUGGAAAAUGAUUCGACGCCGCCGUGGAGUGAAGUUGCCCAAUAAAGGACGUGUGAAAAUAGGGUAUGUAAACAAAAAACCACAUGUUAAGAUAAUUUAAUUUUAGUGGGACAUU